Cicer arietinum (chickpea) is the source of this 2180-nucleotide messenger RNA. The record is from RefSeq and is a predicted model, not a curated record. NCBI's taxonomy places the organism in Eukaryota, Viridiplantae, Streptophyta, Magnoliopsida, Fabales, Fabaceae.
AAAAAAACCAAAAAUUAAAUCGAACCAAAUACUAGAACUGCAAAAAGAACCAAAACCCACACUGAACUGUUAAAUUGAGCUGCACCGAAAAGAACCAAACUGUUAUAGUUCAUGAACCCAGUUCGCGAACUGCCCAUCACUGUUAGAUUUUUUCGGUGUGGUGCGGUUUGGUUUAGCUGUUCAGUGUGCCGCUCUGCCCGUGUUGUAUCACAAACACAAGUUGGAUCGGAGAAAUGAACUGAACUCAACUGCCCGUGAAUCUCGCCGGGAAACGAAGCCGGAGUUGAUCGUCGGCCGCCUGAAACAGUUAGGAACUCGUCCAGGAAAUUCAAAGGGCCAUGACUUUCACCUACACAGUCUCCUCAACUUAUCGGGUUGAAAACUGAGCUAACUCUUCUUUAAUUGUAUACUAAAAGCAGUCUUGUUGAGUUUCUGCAUUAAAUUCAACAUCCGUGAUCUUUUUUCUUCUUCUAUAAUUCCCAACUUCCAGCAUGGGAAAAAAGAAACUAAGCUUCAAUGAUCUCCAAAAUUCUAGUACACCUAAAAAAACUCUGGGUUGGUUUUUUCUUGUAGUUACCUGUAUAAAAGUUCUCCUUUUCCCAUCUUACCGCAGUACAGACUUUGAGGUGCACCGCAACUGGCUGGCUAUAACCCAUUCCCUCCCUCUUUCCCAGUGGUACUUUGAUGAGACCAGUCCAUGGACUCUAGAUUACCCACCAUUCUUUGCCUAUUUUGAGCGCUUUCUAUCAAUUUUUGCUUACCUCGUUGAUCCUCAAAUAGUGCAUCUUCAGGAGGGCCUGAAUUAUAGCUCAAAUAAGGUGGUUUUUUUUCAAAGAGCUACCAUAAUACUCUCUGAUUUGUCCCUUCUUUAUGGAGUUUAUAAACUUACUCAGAAACUGGAUUUGAGAAUGCAAAAGUUGAUAUGGUCAUUGGUUAUUUGGUCACCGAUGCUUUUAAUAGUGGACCAUGUGCAUUUCCAAUACAAUGGAUUUCUCAUUGGCAUUUUGCUGAUUUCACUUUCAUAUUUGGAGGAAGGAAGGGAUUUGUUAGGUGGCUUUGUUUUUGCUGUUCUUCUGUGCUUUAAACAUUUAUUUGCAGUGGCAGCGCCUGUUUAUUUUAUUUAUUUGUUGAGGCACUAUUGUUGGGGUGGAAUUGUACGAGGCUUUAGUCGACUCUUGAUUAUGGGAGGUUUGGUUGCAGCAGUGUUUGCAUCUGCAUUUGGGCCAUUUUUCCACCUUGGACAGAUACAACAAGUCAUCCAACGAUUGUUUCCAUUUGGCAGGGGGCUUUGCCAUGCAUACUGGGCCCCAAAUUUUUGGGUAUUCUAUAUCAUGUCAGACAAAGGACUUGCUUUCAUACUCAGGAAACUUGGGUUUAAUAUCCAGAUACCAGCAGCUUCAUUCACUGCUGGGCUAGUAGGGGAUGCCUCACCUUUUGCUGUACUACCUCGGAUCACUCCAUCUAUGACCUUUAUAAUGGUUCUGCUUGCCUUAUCUCCUUGUCUUUUCAAGGCUUGGAAGAAUCCACGGCCACAGAUGAUUACCAGAUGGAUAGCCUAUGCUUAUACCUGUGGUUUUCUUUUUGGGUGGCAUGUGCAUGAGAAGGCAUCGCUCCAUUUUGUAAUUCCACUUGCCUUUGUUGCAGCACAAACCCGGGAGGAUGCAAAACAUUACUUUUUGCUGUCAAUAGUGUCCUGCUAUUCACUUUUUCCGCUACUAUUUGAGGCACGAGAGUAUCCUAUCAAAGUUCUGUUGCUGCUUCUUCACUUCAUUUUGAUGAGGUCAGGCUUUUCAGCGCAAUUUUACAAUAGGGAUGAAACAAGAGCAACCUCUGGUCACACAAAGAAAACAGUUGAUCAAUUUGAAUCUGAAGGUAGUUUAAGUGUGGAUGUGAAGAAUAAUGGUUUUGUUAUUGGCUUGAUUGAGAGGAUUUAUCUGGCUGGUCUUGUAGUUGUAGAGAUAUGGGGCCAAUUUUUACACCCUCUGCUUUUUGGUGAUAAGCUUGCAUUUAUGCCCCUUAUGUUGAUCUCUGUAUACUGUGCUUUAGGGAUCAUGUACUCUUGGAUUUGGCAGUUAAGAUCCAUAGUUAAAUCUCAUUAACUUUUGGACUGUUUGCAGUCAUAUUAAUGUUCUAGUUAUGGACUUUUUAGAAGCGAAAUUUUAAGUAAUUUUCUUUUUAAA